Schistosoma haematobium is the source of this 6749-nucleotide messenger RNA. RefSeq lists its product as uncharacterized. Gene Ontology annotation, cellular component: membrane. The record is from RefSeq and is a predicted model, not a curated record. The coding region runs from base 5791 to 6468 and encodes 225 amino acids. The transcript is spliced from 12 exons. NCBI's taxonomy places the organism in Eukaryota, Metazoa, Platyhelminthes, Trematoda, Strigeidida, Schistosomatidae.
UAUGGAUGUACUCAAUCCAAGCAUAACUGGUAUAACAUUACAAAUAUGUCUAACUGACAUCUCUACAUCAACACAUCCACAAUAUAAUUACAUUGCAUGUGUACAAAUGAAUAAGAUCACAUAUUAGUCUGACUCAACAACAACAACAACAACAAAAUCCUUCGCCAUGAUUUGACAACUUACAAUUUCAAAACAAAUACAUCAAAUGUAUAUGAAUUAUCAUUGAACAUACAAUGUAACACAUACAGUUUAUUAAUGUGUUACAACAGGUAUUUUGCACAUUUUUUUGUUUCUAAACAACUAAACCUUAGAAAACUUGAAUCUUAGUUUUGUUUUACAGAAAUCAGUUGCUGCCUUCAAUUCGAUUCGAAAUCAUCUUGUUGUUGUCAACCAGUAUGAAUUUGUCACUACCCCAACAAUUUUGGACAAAAUUAUUUAUUGUAUUAAAUAGUUGUUUUGUUAUAUUUGGUAUUGUACUACUUGCAUUGGGUAUUAAAGGAUUAGAAACAUUGAAUAGAUUCGGUACAAUUUUAACUGGAAUCAUACCACCUAUCAUUCCAAUAGCAAUAUUUAUAGGAUGCCUUAUUUUAAUUGGUACAACGAUUGGUUAUAUUGGAUUAUGGAAACCGAAAAAAUUCAUUGUCAUACUACAUAUUGCAUGUUUAUGUCUUGCAGUGAUUAUUGAGAUUGCCAUAGCAACAGCGACAGCUACUACGGGAGAAAAAUUUCAAACAGCCGCUAAUCAUUCAGUACUACAAGCUGUGAAACAAUUUUAUUCAAAUCCUUAUUGUCAAGUAGAAAUGGAUAAAUUACAAAGAAACUAUAGAUGUUGUGGAGCUACAUCAUAUUUGGAUUAUGUAAAAACAAAUAAAACUGUACCAUUCUCUUGUUUUAUUGGUACAUUAGUUUAUGCAAGAGGUUGUGUAGAAGCAUUCAGUGAUUAUGCCCAACAUUAUAUCGUUGCAUUAAUUACUAUGUGCUUUGUAUUUGGUAUUAUUAAAGCUAUUUAUGUGAUUAUCUCUAUUUGUUUAUUUAAAAAUUCAUUGACUGCAAAAAAUGCAUCACCAUAAAUCUUAUUUACUUACUUAUGCCUAUUACUCCCAAUGGAGUAGGAUAAUGAAGAUGAUAAACUCCAAUUGUUUUCUUCUCUUUUCUUUUCAUUCCUUUUUAAAUUGUUUACUUAAUACAACAACAAUAAUCAUAAACAAUCAUGUCAUCAAUACAAAUUGAAUCAUUAUUGAUUAAAGUAAUGUCAUAUAUCACAUUUGACAAUCUGUAUUGCAUAGAUACCGUUGUUUAUUAUUUUUGGGCCAUUAUUACUAUUAUUAUCAUUAUUAUGUAAUCAACAGAAUUAAUGAUAAGAAUAAAACAAACAUUGUUCUUUUUUUGGUUACUUGUUUCUAUUACAUAAUAUGUAAACAACUGUAUACUUAAAUGAAUUGCUCAAAGAAUAUGAAUCUUGAAUAGUAGGAAUAUCAACAUAACACUUCACUUAACGCAGAGUGAACAUCCACUCUCUGAGAUGCAGGUAUAUUCAGCUGACGAGUCCUAAAUAGGACGAAAAGCGAGUCAAACUGGAUUCCACUGCUAGCCACUAUCCAUCAAAUAGCUUACAAAUAGUUUGUGAAUUAAGGUAAUAUCGAGGCAUACGCACAGUAUGCACAUAUGCCAAUAACAGACUGAUCAAUUGCAGUCUUAAACCUCAAUGGGAAGAUACAAGUGAAUAUCAACAUAUUGUUUAAUAUUCGGUUGGUAUUGUUGUAUUAUUUGAAUCUUUUUAUUGAUGUUUUAAGACUGUAAUUGAACAGUCAUUUAUUGGUAUAUAUGGAUAUUAUAUGUAUUGACUUGAUAUUGUCUUAAUUCACAAGCAUUCUAGGUGAGACUAUAAUUUAUGGACGACAUUUGAGUGACGAUGAACACUUACUGAUUAGGACUAAAUGAGUGUUAUAAAGCAGUUAGAAUUUUUACUUACAGUUAAUGGUUAGGGUUAAAAUUAGAUUUAGGGUUUUCAUCACGAACUGACAUCAGCUAUAAUGUCAAAACUCUAUUUAGCCAAAUGUAUGGAUGAAUUUCGCGCCGAAAUUCGUGACUCGCUAUCUUAUAUCUGAUUGAUUCGUCUAUAAAUUAUAGUCUCGCCGCAUUCUAAGAAAAGAUGGGUAGUGGCUAGCAGUGGAAUUCAGGACGUGCGUCUCAUCCUAUUUAGGACUGGUCAGCUGGAUGUACCUGCAUCUCAGAGUUGAUGUUCACUUCAAAACUAGAACUCAUUACCGUUUGCUCUAAACGCCAUUGCGUUAUCCACAUAGCUAGUGAAUCCUGACAACCAUUUGCUUGUGCAAUGUGGUGAAGUUUAAAUUUACUUGAUAUUGUUUGCUUGAAUCUUUCCAUUGAUGUUUAGGAUUGUAAUUGAUCAAUCUCUUAUUGUCAUAUGUGCAUACUGCGUGCAUUGACUCGAUAUUGUCUUAAUUCACAAGCACUCUAAGAAAAGAUGGAUAAUGGCCAGCAGUGGAAUUCAGUACUCACGUUUCGUCCUAUGUGGGAAUCGUCAUUUGGAUGUGUGUGCUUCUCAGAAUUGAUGUUCACUCUGAGACUUAGUAGCUGAGUGGAUAACGCGACAGGGUUUUAAAAGGAUGGUACUCUAUUUGAGUCCCAGAGUGAACAUCAACACUGAGAUGCAGGUGCAUCCAGCUAAUCAGAGCCAAAUAAGACGAAACGCCCAUCUUGGGUUCCACUGCUAGCGACUAUCCAUCUUAGUACAUUACUUAAUACAUUUUUCAUUAUUAUGCCAUACUUCAAUUAAUUAUACGAAUAUAAAUCUUUGUAGGUAAAUGUUCACAUAGAAUAAUUACACAUUUCCUUUCAAGUAGAGUUAAAAUUAACCGAUUCCUAUUGAUCAUUGUAGUGUGACAGAACAGGUGAAAACAGAAAACAUUCAAAACAAACAAACAAACAAACAACAAUUACAUAGCUAUGAACAACAACAAACCAAUAAAUAAAAAUAAUAUAUUUCUAAUAUCCCAAUGAGUAGAAAAUUGGAUUUUCUGACGUUUCGUGACUUAGUUUAAGUCACUUCUUCAGAGAAUAAAUAACCAAAUUAAAAUUAAUCCAAAUUUAAAUAGUACAAAGGAGCAAGGCAAGAAUAAUAUUUGAUCAAUCAAAAAACAGGGUUUAAAUGACUUAAAUAAAAGAGUUUGGUUGGAAGUUAUAUUGAAGACAUAUUAGUAUAGUAUAACAAGGGUAUAAAUAAAUUGAAUAGACUGAAUAUUGUAAAUAUAUAUAUCUUAUGUAAAAGAGCAUUCUUCAACAUUGAUUGUGACAGCAGUUCAAACGGCUAAGAACAAGUGAUUAAAUAAUGAGUAAACAUUGAUAGGAAUAUAAUGAGUAGAGCUCAAUUGAUGCAGCGAAAGAAUAUUUGUCACCAGGUGAGGAAAGAUUAAUAACUAUCUCUUUUUGAACACAUAUAUCGAGUUUUUGGAGUCUGAUAGCAACGGAUUCAGCAAACUUCAGAAAACUGGAGUUUGGCUGCUUAUUCAUCAGGACAUAACAUUCACUCAUUGAUCAUUUGACUGUGUUGUGUUCACUCAAAAUAACUUAAGAAAUAUAACUAUUGUUCAAGUGUUCAUUACCUCAAAUAAUCGAUUCAUGUCAAAUACAAUACAAUAAAAUACAAUACAAGUAUCAUGACUCAAGUAUAGUAUAAUGGGAUUAUAAAGGGAUAUAAUGAUUAAUGAAAAUAUAUUCUUUGAUUAGUUUUAGAUCAUUUCAAUUAUACAAAAGAAGUUAGUUUACAAUAAUCGUCACCAUAAUGAAUGUAUACUCACUUAUGUAGAGAUAAACAGGUACCUGUUUUUUGAUUGAUCAAAUAUUAUUCUUGCCUUGCUCCUUUGUACUAUUUAAAUUUGGAUUAAUUUUAAUUUGGUUAUUUAUUCUCUGAAGAAGUGAUUUACACUAAGUCACGAAACGUCAGGAAAUCUAAUUUCUCUACUCAUCGGGAUAUUACAAAUAUAUAAUUUUUAUUUAUAACAAUCAACCCAAUGCUCAAUUUAUUCGAAAUUAUCAAAUCAAACCUUGGUAAUGACACCUACAAACAACCAACCAAAUUCCAGGCUAACCGAAUAAGCUAUCAUUAAGGUGACAUAUGUGUAGUCAACAAGAACACAAGUCGGGACAAUCAUACCAACUGCAUUCCGUUUCCGUUCUUUCCUUAUUGAUCUUCUACUGAAAUACAUUCUAUGCCUGAUCACCGUUUUAUACUACUUAUGUGGAUAUAAGUAACCCACACCACAGAGGUACCUUUAGACCAUUUAACUUAGUAUCCACGUGAUUACAGUUUUAUUUUUUAUGACUUUCGAAUAUCAUGUGAAUAUUAUCUUCUGUUAUCCGUGACAUCAGUCUAACACUCUAUAUGAUAAAACAAAAUAACUUUCCAGUAAUCCAUAGUUCCUAACUGUAAGAUAAGUAUAAUCAACUUUCUUAACUAUUCACUAAAUGAUUGAUGUAUGUUGAAUUUUGAUCGAAUUUUAUAUUCCAUGUUAAUACAGAAACUGUCGCUUCCAUACCUCGAUAAAGGAGAGAGUUAGAAAUAGGGUCGACAAACCCAUCCUGGUAGAAAACAAUCUUGGAAAUAAAACAGAAAUGUUAACCAGACUAAACCAAUUCAACCAUUUAAAUUCUAUCCUCUGAGUUGAGAGAAGUGUUAUGAUGCCUCAUGGUGUAAGCCAAGAUAAUUAGGAAUGACCUGAAGGACAAAUGUAUAUCAUUUUCUAGGAAAUGGAUUCAUUUUCUAAGGGAUAGAUAUGUAUAUACGUACAUGAGUAUUUAUACAUAUUGUUUGGUAGCCCAGAAGAAUUUUUAUUCCACUCUCGUCCUCUUGCUCAAACAAUCAGUUUGGGUGGUGAGCACAUAGCAAUUUAGGCAUCAGUAUCAGGUCUCAGACACCGCGCAGCAUAACGAUUUUCAAUACGAACGUCAAGAUAGUUCUACCGUAUGGAGCUGAAACAUGUAGAACUACCACAAUCAUCAUCAAACAUGUACAACUAUUCAUAAACAAUUCUUUACGCAAAAUACUCAACAUCCGUUGACCGGAUAUAAUUAACAACAACCUACUAUAGCACACAAUAAACAAAUUGACAACUGAACAGGAAAUCGAGAAAAGGCAUUGGAGGUAGAUAGAACACACAUUGAAGAAAUCAUCAAACUGCAACACGAGAUAAUCGUUAACUUGGAAAUCUGAAGGCCAGAGGAAAAGAGGUAAAUCUAAGAAUAGAUUGAGUCGAGAAUUGGAGGCAGGUAUCAAAAGAAUGAAUUGUAUUUGAGAACAGCUAUAAAAAAAGAAUAGGAGACAGAAUUGGUUGGAGAAUUGUGGUGGUCGGCCUAUGUUUCUCCACGAGUGGUAACAAGAGUAAAUAAAUAAGUAAGUAAGUAAAUACACAUUUCAGUAAUUUUCGUUACAAUUACUUUAAUUAAUAUAAAACAGAACUAUUGAAAAACUCAAGUACAAAAAAUAAAUAUUUGAUAUCGAUUACAAUAUUAUUAUGUUUAAAACAACUUCUUUCCAUUUCCAUACUCUACCUAAACAUGAAUACAUGGAUCAUUACAUCAUUAUCUAAAAGAAUCACAUUUAAAUGGGUGUGUGUUUAUGUAACGUUUCUCAUUCCUGUUUGGGUCUUUCUCAACAAUCAAUCAUCAUUAAUAUCGAUUUUGAAAUAACAACACGUAUAAGUGCUACAUAAAAGGCAGAAACCAAUAUUUCUUACGUCUACAACAAAUUACAAUUAUACAUGAAUUAAGAAAAUGAUGUGUGUUUCAUUAUCAAGAGAAUUUUGGCAGAAAAUAUUUAUUACAUUAAAUACUUUAUUUGUUAUAUUUAACAUUAUACUACUUAUAUUAGGUAUAAUAACACAAAAUACUUUAUCAAAAUAUACAACCAUUUUAAAUACACCAAUAUCAGCUAUCAUUCCAACUAUUCUAUUUACUGGAUGUUUCGGUUUGAUAGCUGCAUUAAUUGGAUAUAUUGGAUUAUGGAAACCAAUGAAUUCAAUUGCUUUAAUGCACAUAAUUAGUUUGUGUAUUGUUACACUUAUUGAAAUUGGUAUAGCAACAACAUCAGCUGUAAUGUAUGAUCAAUUCUAUACAACUACUCAUAGUGCAUUAUUAGAUACUGUGAAAUUCUAUUAUGAAAAACCUCAAUAUGAAAUGGAAAUGGAUCAUUUACAAAGUGAAUUUAAAUGUUGUGGAGCUGAAUCUUAUUUGGAUUAUAGAAAAUUGGGUUUGAAUAUACCAUUCUCUUGUAUCAUCGGUUAUUUAGUUUAUGCAAGAGGUUGUGUUCAUAUAUUAACUGAUUAUAUACAACAAUAUACAAUUGUAUUCAUUUCAUUAUGUUUUAUAUUUUCAAUUAUACAAGGGGUUUAUUUAAUUAUUUCCAUUUUAAUGCUUAAUAGAACUAUGGAUACAAAAAAUUUAUGUACAUAAUUAUGUUUUUUUUUUUAAAAUUUUUUUUUCGAAAAAAAAAAUCAAUAAAUCAAUAAAAUAAAUCAACAUGCUAUUGUUGAUCAAAAGGAUAUUUCAUUGUUACUAUGAUCAAUUUAUUGAUUGAUUUAUGUAAUUCAUUGAUUUGAAUGAUUUAUUGAUUAUUCAUUGAUUGAUUGAUUAAUUCAUUCUAUUAAAGACUAUUGAAUGUUGUUGUUGUUGUUGCUGAUUUGUUUUUCUCCUUACUGUUUUCUGUGUUAUGAAUAAAUAAUUGUUUGAAUUAA